CAAUCACAAAAAUAAUCAUCAUCUAUUAAAAAAUAAAAAUAUAUAUUCAAAAGAAAAAUAUUAGCAUUAAAAACAAAAGAAAAAAUACUAAACGGUUAAUUCCCCCCUUCACUUCCGCUCUCUGUCUAUCAUCUCUGUUAUGUCUUCAUCUUCUUGAAACAAACAUUUUCCUCCCUCCUCCAUACAAUAACAACAAUAAACUUCCAAACUCAUUCAUUAUUACUAUUGGCUUCAAUGGACGCAGAGAAAGAUAAACAUCCUCCUGAGAAGUCCCUAAGCUUCAAUGCAAUGCCUACAGAGGAAGAAGAAGAAGAUAAACACCUUCCUCACAAAUCCUACAGCUUUGCCUACCGUGACGGUGAACAAGAACAACAUCUUGAUCACCACCCACAAAACCAAGACGACAAUGCACCACCAUCACCUGCAGAGAAUGAACCAAAACAGGACAAUAUUGUGGAAGAGUCCGGCCCCCCUUCUUCUUCUGAUGUAGUUAAAGUCUUGGAAGAAAUCGAUCAAUUUAUUUCCGCUCUCUCCACCGCAAAAGCUCAACAAUCUGAUCCUCCAGAAGUAACAUCAUCCUUCCAACAAUUUGUACUUCUUGUUGAUGAAAGGAUCACAAAUUAUGAUACUGAAAGCUCCGUGAGAUGGAGUCUGCUGGCAGUGGAGGACCCGUCCAAGCUUUUCGAGUCCGUGGAUCGGAUCUCCAAUCUCACAUUGUCACUAUGUGAAUUCUCUUCCGAAUCCAAGUACGCUUCCUCCAUUAAUUGUAUCUGUUCUAUUCAUCAACGCGCAAUGUCAUAUUUGGAGGACGAGUUCAGAUCUCUUCUGGAAGAUUAUAAAUCUCCAGAUAAUCAAGAAACACCGGAAUCGGACACCACCGGAGAUAGCAAUUUCCCGGGAUAUUCCGACGACGUGAUGUCGAAUCUGAAAAGAAUAACCAAGUCCAUGAUAUUAGGAGGAUACGAUACAGAGUGUUGUGAGGUGUAUAUUGAUGUGAGAAGGAAGUUAUUGGAAGAUAGCUUGCGUAAGCUAGAGUUUGAGAAGAUUAGCAUGGACGAUGUUCAGAAGAUGAAUUGGGAAUCGCUGGAGAGAGCAAUGGUUUCCUGGAUCAAAACUUUCAAGGAAUGCACCACCGUUUACCUCCCCGGCGAACGGAGGUUCACAGACUCAUUGUUCUCCGACCACAACGCUUCCAUCUCAGACAGCCUCUUUGCCAACCUCUCACGGAUCACAAUGAUUCAACUUCUCAACUUUGUGGAAGCUGUCGCCAUGACGAAGCGCUCCGCGGAGAAGCUGUUCAAGUUUCUGGACACGUAUGAGAUCCUGCGUGAUCUCAUUCCCGCCAUGGACGGUUUGUUUCCGGAGGAAUUGAAAGAUGAGAUCAGAUCCGAAGCUUUGUUGACUCGGUGCCGACUCGGCGAGGCAAUGGUUUGUAUCUUUUGCGAGCUGGAGAACUCUAUCAAGUCCGAUACAGCGAAGACUCCAGUUCCAGGCGGUGCAGUUCACCCCUUGACUCGCUACACCAUGAAUUAUCUAAAAUACGCAUGUGAAUACAAAGAAACGUUGGAUCUAGUGUUCAAAGAGCACCAGAUGAUUGAACGAGCCGACUCAAUGAACUCGGGAUCAGACUUCGAUUACACCGCGGCACAAGAUCAGAUGAAUAAUAAUAAUAAUCAGACGGAGGUGGUGCAACAAUCACCAUUCGCAACGCAGGUUAUGAAAGUGAUGGAUCUGUUAAACGCAAAUCUGGAGGCGAAAUCAAAGCUGUACAAAGACAUUUCGUUGAGCUCGAUCUUCAUGAUGAACAACGGACGGUACAUCUCGCAGAAGAUUCGUAGUGCGCCGGAGAUCAAAGGGUUGAUAGAUGAGACGUGGUGCCGGAAGCAAUCGGCAGAUGUGAGGCAAUACCACAAGAACUACCAAAGAGAGACGUGGGUGAGACUGUUGCAGUGUUUGACACAGGAGGGUUUGAAUGUGAAUGGGAAGGUGUCGAAGCAGGUGCUGAAGGACAGGUUCAAGAACUUCAACACCAUGUUCGAGGAGAUACACAAGACGCAGUGCACGUGGAUGGUGAGUGACGAGCAGCUUCAGUCAGAGCUGAGGGUAUCUAUAGCGGCGGUGGUGAUACCAGCAUACCGGUCAUUUAUGGCAAGGUACAGUCAGACACUUACAUCAGGGAGGCAAUCAGACAAGUAUAUAAAAUAUCAGCCUGAAGAUUUAGAGACAUAUAUAGAAGAGCUAUUCGACGGGAGUCCAGCACCGCCCAUGGGGAGGAGGCGGCCAUGAUCGACUACUACUUUGCAGUUGCAGGCAGAGAAGUAAGAUACCUAUAUAUAUAUGUAGAGCUAGCAGCUUUCUUUGUGCAUGAUGGAACUACGUACCUACAUAAAUCAUGAAGAUAUUAAUUAAUCAAAGGUGGUGAGGUUAAUUUUGAAGCAUCGGAGGGUAUGGUACCCUAGGCAAAUGGUUUUAUUACUCUUGUUGCUGUCCUUCAAAAAUAGUUGCAUUAGAGUAUUGCAUUGUUUAUUUUAUUGUUUUAUCUUGCAUUCCAUAAGUAUACC
This is a messenger RNA of Cornus florida, 2561 nucleotides long. RefSeq names its product exocyst complex component EXO70C1-like. Gene Ontology annotation, biological process: exocytosis. Gene Ontology annotation, molecular function: phosphatidylinositol-4,5-bisphosphate binding. Bases 235 to 2286 code for a protein of 683 amino acids. The record is from RefSeq and is a predicted model, not a curated record. Gene Ontology annotation, cellular component: exocyst. NCBI's taxonomy places the organism in Eukaryota, Viridiplantae, Streptophyta, Magnoliopsida, Cornales, Cornaceae. The transcript has a single exon.